AUGGAAAACGGACUUUUUGAAGACGUACUAGUAGUGAGAGAUGCUGAAAGGCUCCAUUCAUCUUCAAAAAGGGAGGAGAAUCUUGAGACAGAAGAGUCAAGAGGCAACGGCACUUUGCAUCCACAACGACGUUACAAUCAAACGAGGGAGGAGGAGGAGGAGGAGGAGGGAGGAGGAGGAGGAGGAGGAGGAGGAGGGCCCGAAGGGUGGGGAAGAGGAUCUGUGCAGGAAGGGGGCGUCGAGGUGGGAGAGGAAUCUAGAAAUGAGGAUAUAAGUUAUAUUCCCCAUCUUCGGAGACGUUCAGAGGAAUCUAGAAAUGAGGGUACAAGUUAUAUUCCCCAUCUUCGAAGACUUUCAGAGGAAUCUAGAAAUGAGGAUACAAGUUAUAUUCCCCAUCUUCGAAGACGUUCAUGCGGCAGAAUAGGUUUCAAAAGGCUCUCAAAGACUGUCAACAAAAGCUCUCCAACAAGGCCGACUUGGAUGAGAGAGCAGAAGGUCAUUGAAAGCUUUCCUCCAACGCCACCGCCCUCCUUUCCUUCUCCCUCCAUUACCGGUUUCCUGCUCCUCCUCCUCCUCCUCACACGACCCAAAAGAUGUGGUUCUGAUGUCACCAGCACAACUGCACCCAUACGGACUCCCUGCCCCAAACCACCUGACCCCCCGAAGCCCCCCACGCCCACACCCCCCAAAGGACCCACCCCACCCCCAUCCAACUUCCAACCACCGACACCUCCCUAA
Molecule: messenger RNA, 738 nt
Organism: Macrobrachium nipponense
Lineage: Eukaryota; Metazoa; Arthropoda; Malacostraca; Decapoda; Palaemonidae
Exons: 4
Coding region: 1-738 (245 amino acids)
Source: RefSeq, a predicted model, not a curated record